AUGGGAAGCAGGCACUUGCUCCUGCUCUCGGGUCUUGGUGUCUUGCUGGCUGUGUCAGGACCAGAAGCCAGGAAUUCUGGAGAGAACCAUGGUGGGAACACACAGUCACCAGGGAAUAUUUGGGUAAGUGCGGUGAAGCCUGGGAUUGGGAAGCAGCUGCCUAGAAGUGCGAGAACAAAACAUUUGUGUGUCUACUGGGAAGAAUCUCAGGAAGAGGGGGGCAGCUGGUCCACGGAGGGCUGCUCUCACGUAUACAGCAACGAUUCUCACACCCAAUGCAAGUGCUACCACCUGUCCAGCUUUGCUGUCCUUGUGGCUCUUACCCCCAAGGAGGAUCCUGUGCUGACCAUGAUCACCCAGGUGGGGCUCAUCCUCUCCCUGCUGUGCCUCUUCCUGGCCAUCCUCACCUUCCUCCUGUGCCGGCCCAUCCAGAACACCAGCACCACCCUCCACCUGCAGCUCUCCCUCUGCCUCUUCCUGGCCCACCUCCUUUUCCUCACAGGCAUCAACAGAACUGAGCCUGAGGGGCUCUGCUCCGUCAUUGCAGGGCUGCUGCACUACCUCUACCUGGCCGCCUUCACCUGGAUGUUCCUCGAAGGGCUGCACCUCUUCCUCACCGUCAGGAACCUCAAGGUGGCCAACUACACCAGCUCAGGACGAUUCAAGAAGAGCUUCAUGUACCCUGUAGGCUAUGGGAUCCCGGCUGUUAUUGUCGCUGUGUCUGCAAUAGCUGGACACAAAAAUUAUGGAACAUAUACUCACUGCUGGCUCAAGCUUGACAAAGGGUUCAUUUGGAGCUUCCUGGGGCCGGUGGGAGUCAUUAUCUUGAUAAACCUGGUGUUCUACUUCCAAAUUCUGUGGAUUUUGAGAAGCAAACUUUCCUCUCUCAAUAAAGAAGUUUCCACCAUUCAGGACACCAGGUAA
Messenger RNA from Propithecus coquereli (Coquerel's sifaka), 924 nucleotides. RefSeq names its product putative EGF-like module-containing mucin-like hormone receptor-like 4. The transcript has 8 exons. NCBI's taxonomy places the organism in Eukaryota, Metazoa, Chordata, Mammalia, Primates, Indriidae. Gene Ontology annotation, molecular function: G protein-coupled receptor activity. The coding region runs from base 1 to 924 and encodes 307 amino acids. The record is from RefSeq and is a predicted model, not a curated record. Gene Ontology annotation, cellular component: membrane. Gene Ontology annotation, biological process: cell surface receptor signaling pathway; adenylate cyclase-activating G protein-coupled receptor signaling pathway.